AUUGAAUUCACCUUUGUAUUGAAGCAAUGCAGACGUUGAUAGAGGAUGGCUGGUGGCGAACAAGUGAACUUGGCACCGGGAAGUUCAUUUCCGUUUUAUAGACUCGUUCUUUUUUCCGGGGAAUAAUCAUAACUACGGAAAAAACAAAAAAGUCACAAAUAAGAACACCGCAGCUGAUCAACGACAUCCGCUGGUUGUCAUUCCCGUUGCUACACCAGGAAAGAAUUGAGUGACACCAUAAGAGUUUGUCUCACGGAAAUGAGGCAAUGAGAAGGAAUCAUUCUUCAUUAAAACUCAAACUCAAGAACCCCCGAAACUUCCUUAUGAAAAGUUCAUGAACAACAACUCUUGUAUGAAGUACAUAUACGGACGUUGAUUUGAUCAAUUGUCAUUUGAAUUAAUUUUCAGGUGGUAUGCGAGUCUCAUAGCAACACACAAAUCGUUUGAAAAAUGUUUACGUUCUCUCCGAUAAGGGCCUGAAAUGAAGAUAAGGCUAUCGCAAGGAACCAAUUGACCCUCUUAGCCCAACGUGUUUCAACAACGCAUUGUCAGCGUCAUUCGUCAUCUUCACAUCCAGUAAAGAGCCCGUGUAUUUCGUAUGAGAGUGCAUUCUGUUGGAUAUUACAAACUGAGUAGUAUAUACACCAAUAUGACAGCGUUGUUCUCCUCCCCUCCUUUCCUCGCUCCUAACAUACCCACAUCUGUCUGCGACUAUUGUGGGUGGAUAUCCUGUGUGAGGCUCUCUGUGAAGUUGUCGGUGAAGCUGUUUGAAUACGCCUACCGUUAAUGACAUUAUGCCGAUAAUCGACAACGAACUGGUUGGCGAGGGCGUCAUUGACAGCGACGGGCAGUUUCAUCCAUCCCGCUACGUUCCUUCAAUAACCGGCGAAAACAUUGUCCAGAAAAUUCAAGAAAAUGUAGCCCUUCACGGUAACCUCACUUGGAUGACGGAUUUAAGCACGGGGAAAUCGAUGACUUACUCUCAACUAGCGGUUGCAAUUGACCGAUUGCACAUCUCGCUUCGGAGAAGAGGAUUGCGACCUAGGGACACCGUAGCGCUUGUCGGAACCAAUCGCAUCGAAAUACCGAUUAUUUUCUUUGCCGUGUGGAAAGCGUGCGGAAGUUGUUCCGGAUUGGACAUUGGUUUAUUUCCUGAGCAAAUUCGAAAUCGGCUGAUUGAAACAAAGUGCCGGUUCAUCAUGACGGAUGAACCGAGGGCCGACAAGGUUUUGCAAGCCGUCCAGGGCUUGAAUAUUCAGGUGUUUGUCUUUGGCCAGGCAGAAGGUUGCAUCCCGAUUACGCAACUAUUCGAACCCCAGCAAGAAAAAUUUGAACACGAUGAAUUCGAGUUCGACGUGCUUGCUCCGGCAUGGUUCACUUAUUCCAGCGGUACCACCGGCAUCCCCAAAGGCAUCGUGCACACGCACUACUCGCUGAGCCCCUAUUUGCGACCGACCGAUGACAAGAAUGAGCGGAUGGAAUUGGUGGGGCAAAAGUUGAUGUUCACCGGUUCAAUGGUUCACGGUUCGGGUUUGUUUAAUUUCACGAGGGGUACGGUUGAACAUAAAGUCAUGUUCACCUUCUCCGAUCCGAAAUUGGAAGCAAUUCUUCACGGGAUUAAUUUGAUUAAGCCUACUGUAAUUAGUAUUUUCCCAUAUGAACUGGCUGGGAUGUGUAUCCACCCCGAACUUGAAAAAUACGACCUCAGCAGCGUUGAAACCCUUAUUUACUGCGGCUGCUCAAUCUUGUCAACCUUUGAACGUCGUAUUUUUGAAAUUAUGUCAAAUCUCCACAAUCUUAUCAGCAUGUAUGGCAUGUCAGAAACUAUGUUACUUACUCUGGAUAAGCCAAAACCCAAAUCAGCUGUCAAGAUGGACAGAGAAGAGAUCAUUAAAAAUCACAAAAUCGGUUCCUCUGGUCAGGUUUUACCGUUCGCCAAACUAAAGAUUAUUGAUUCAAAUACCGGUGAAAAACUGGGACCAGGCGGAGUCGGCGAAGUAGUUGCCAAUACGCCGUUCCUCAUGAGAGGAUAUCUCAAUCAACCGACGGAAGUAACUGAUGGAUGGUUCAGCACCGGAGAUCAAGGCUAUUACGACACUGACGGUGACCUCUUUGUUAUCGGACGCUACAAGGAAAUGAUCAAAUACAAAGCGAAAAAGGUGGCUCCGAGCAAGAUUGAAACACAAAUGAUGACUCAUCCAGCCGUGAAAGAUGUGGCCGUGAUCGGAUUGCCUCACGACAUCGACGGGGAACAUCCGCUGGCUUAUGUAGUCAUCAAAACUAACCAAGAGGGUCGACCGCUUGCCAACCCUCAGGAAUUAAUCGACUUUACAAACGAAAGAGUUACCGAUAGCGAAAAAUUGAGGGGAGGUGUCCGCUUCAUCGAGAGCAUUCCGCGCAACAAGUUGGGCAAAAUCCUGAGACACCACCUCGUCGCAAAGCUCCAAAGUGAAUUGAAUGGCGCGAUUUAAUUUCCCUAGAAGAAAAUGGAUAUCAUAAAUAAAACUGUUCACAGUCA
Molecule: messenger RNA, 2518 nt
Organism: Daphnia pulex (common water flea)
Lineage: Eukaryota; Metazoa; Arthropoda; Branchiopoda; Diplostraca; Daphniidae
Product: 4-coumarate--CoA ligase-like 7
Exons: 14
Coding region: 795-2471 (558 amino acids)
Molecular function (GO): CoA-ligase activity
Source: RefSeq, a predicted model, not a curated record